GGAGGAGGGAGUUCAUAUAUUGCACGGUAGUUUUUGCCUAGAUAGAGUAGAUUAGUGGGGGAACUGGGCGUAACCGUAAUAUUCACCCUGCGCCCCUCCCUCUUGUUCUCCGGUUCCCCGCGGCAUACUCUUUCCUGCGCUCUCUCUCUCGGUUCUGCCGUGUCCCUCGCGUGCGCUCUGUCUCCGGUGGCGCCGCCUCCGCCGCCUCCGUCGCCCUGCGCCAGGUACCCAGACCAGACGAGCACCCUCCAGAUCAGAUUCGUGGAUAUGGCUGAUAAUGAGAAAGAAGUGGGGGAGGGAACCACCCCCCGAGGGGCGGACUGGGAAGUUGUGACUCUCACAGCAUCUGCCUAUGAAGCGGCGCCAGGACCUGUCAGGACAGAAGUAAAGCCUGUUAAUGAAAAUCAAGAGCAUAGUUCAUCCAAUGCACUGCUCAUGUCUGACCACUUUGUGUUUCCGCCGAGUGAGCACGAGAACCUGCCAAUACAAACCAGUUUCGAUGAGAUACAGCCUGAGAAGGAUGUGCAGAAACCUAGUACCACUGUGGAGGAUUAUAGUAUUAAGAAUGUUGUUGGGUCUGAGAGAGUUCAGUUUGAUGAUGAAGGGAAAGACCUCUCAGAUGAUGAUGUGGAGAUGAGAGAUGACACACCUGGGUACGGUUCAUCCCACACUGAAGAUGAUGCACAUGGUUUUGUUGUUCUCGAUGAUGGUGUUGAGUCCGGUGAAGAUUUUGAUGAAAAAUCAGGCCACCCUUCAGAUCCUGCAGACAGCAGGAGCUGUGAUACUGGCGCCUCAUGCAAAUGUUGGUUGAAGAAGCAUAUGACAUGCUUGUAUAACCAAGCAAAGGAAACAAAUGCUAUCUGGUCUGUGGUGGUUGCAGCUGCACUAGUUGGUAUUGUGAUUUUGGGACGUUGGCACAAAGAUAAAUUGCACCUUAACCAGCUUAAGUGGCGCUCUGGCUCAGCAGUGAGAGGAUGAUCAACAAGUCGUUUGUGCUGCUCUGAUGAAUCAAUUCAAUUCAAGUCAUAACCAAGACGGUUUCCGCAAUGUUAUUGUGAUGAUGACGAAAAGGGGUAUGUUCAAUGCAAUAAUAUGAUGUUCGACUGGAAUUUCACUUGCCGCCCUACAAUGAGUGCCUCGUGGGCUCUAAGAUGUCAAAUCCACUUCUGCCAUACACAUUAUCUUACAGCUUUACUUGCGACCUGGCACAUGAUUUUUGGUUCCUGCUACUUUUGCUGUGGUAUAUCAUAUAUGUUGACUAAAUGGCUGUAGAACAUAGCAGGAUUGCAUACUGCGAAGUCUGUUAAAAACUUGGUGGUUCUGCGAGAGCAUCUCACAUGCAAUUGUGAAAAUGGAGAACAAGGAAAAUUUGUUUGGCUUAUAUUUUGUCA
Zea mays is the source of this 1391-nucleotide messenger RNA. RefSeq lists its product as uncharacterized. The transcript has 3 exons. Gene Ontology annotation, cellular component: intracellular membrane-bounded organelle. NCBI's taxonomy places the organism in Eukaryota, Viridiplantae, Streptophyta, Magnoliopsida, Poales, Poaceae. Bases 268 to 978 code for a protein of 236 amino acids. The record is from RefSeq and is a predicted model, not a curated record.